Aspergillus terreus NIH2624 is the source of this 408-nucleotide messenger RNA. Its product is annotated as CCDC90 family protein. Lineage: Eukaryota; Fungi; Ascomycota; Eurotiomycetes; Eurotiales; Aspergillaceae. The transcript is spliced from 3 exons. The record is from RefSeq and is a predicted model, not a curated record. The coding region runs from base 1 to 408 and encodes 135 amino acids. Gene Ontology annotation, cellular component: mitochondrion.
AUGGUCCUCAGAGAAGACACGGAGAGAUCAACGUACACGCAAAAAGUCGACUUUGCGAAACUCCGCUCCGAGUUACUGAAUGCAGACUCUACGGAAGCGCAGCUGACCCGCUCUUCCCACGAGAAAAUCGCUGCGGAUCUGGCCAAGCUUAACUCCCGUCUGCGAGAUGAGAUUGGACGUACGCAAGCUUCCGUCCGUUUGGAUUUGAACCUCGAGAAAGGCCGCAUCCGCGAAGAGGCGAACGGUCAGGAGAUGCGGAUUAAGGAAACGGAAACCAGAAUCGAACAAGAGGUAGCUGGGUUGAGAGAACGUGUCGAGGCUGUCAAAUUCUCCACUCUCCAAUGGCUGAUGGGUGUCUGCACCGGUACUGCUGCUCUUAUUCUUGGUGCGUGGCGUCUGCUCAUGUGA